AUCUGAAGUUUGCUGCAAACUCCGGUGACUUUUUGACUUUCUCCAAUUUCAUACGAAACCGGUUGUCAGCGACUAACUAUUGCCGGUCACUAAAACACAUACGCCAACAACAACAGCAAUGUAGUUGCGCCACAAUACUCACAAUUAAUACAUUCAGGCACUCACACGCAUCAGUUGGGACGUUCUUUUGUACACGUUCGACACGAUAACUCAACGAACUGCUGAAAGAGUCGAAAACAAAUACUCCGGCAUUGAUUCUGACAAGCUAGUUGUAUUGACACCGCUUGUGCAAGAACACACAAAUUUCGUAGGAAGUAUCAGUGAAAUUAGUGGCACAGUUGUAGAGUUUAAUUGAAGUUAGUGCGUAGAAAAGCAUACAUUUAGGGAGCACAAAAUAGAAAGUGUUUUAAAAAAUAAAAAAAAUUAAAAAAAAAAUGGUUGCACCAAGAACUUUCUCAAGCCAGCAGUGUAAAGCACAAAUCCGCGCUAGCAUGCUCAGCUUCGCGCUGCUGCUAGCAGAGGUCACACUGUUGCAUGCGGAUAAAACCAGCUGUCAAUAUGACGUCUUCAAGCCACAAGUAGCGACCUGCACCGAUGACAUAGCACCAAGCAUAACAAUUAGCACUGUGCGCGCAGAGCAAAAGGAGCUGAAUGUGACACCCGUUCAUAGCGUGAAUAUUGCCUUUAAGACGGCCACCUUCGGCAUGGGCUGCUUCUGGGGCGCUGAAUCGUUAUUUGGCGGCACCCAAGGCAUUUUGCGCACAACUGUCGGCUAUGAGGGCGGCAGCAAGGACUCACCAACUGGUGACCACACUGAAGUACUGGAGAUUGACUACGAUCCCAAAACCAUCUCGUUCAAACAACUAUUGAAUCUCUUCUGGAACAAUCAUGAAUACGGUCUUACCAAUCCCAUCAAGCGUCAGUAUAUGUCAUUGAUCUUAUAUCACGAUGAUGAGCAGAAGAAAAUCGCUGAGGAAUCUAUUGUAGAGGAGCAAAAGAAACGUGUGCCUGAAAAAAUUAUUACCGAAAUUUUACCCAAAGGAAAAUUCUAUCCUGCUGAAGACUACCACCAGAAAUACCGUCUGCAGGGUCACAAAGAUCUCGCCGAAACCCUGAAUCUCGAUGCGAAACUGUUGCGUACCUCCUACGUGGCCACCAAAUUGAACGGUUAUCUCGCGGGCGUGGGUGGCGUUAAGCAAUUCAAGGAAGAGAUCGAUACGCUAGGCUUGACACCCUCACAAAAGGAGUACUGCCUGUAUCAGGUGGAGCAGAAUGAGGGUAUGGGCCUUUACUGUUGACCGGCUGGCGGCUUGUUGUGCCACUAUCGGCGCCGUUGUGGCCCAUUGCUUGAUAUGAAAAAGCAGAAAUAUACCUCUGCGUAAAUUUACUCUUACAUAUUUAUUUUGUUAAUGCAAAGUUUAAGGCUGAAGCGUCAUCUCAGUGAAAUAUGUCACUUUGGCUUUUCGCUUAAGCGGUAGUUAGCGGUGUAUGCUUGCAUUGCACCAGUGGCGUACCAGCUUUUGGUUGCCAUAUGUAUUAUUAUUAUUAUGACACUAUUAUGCAGGUAGUAUGAAUUUAGAAUUUUUCUAGAAUAUAAUUUUUAAAUUUUAAGUGAGUGUGAUAGAACUAUUCCAGAGUAGAAUAGUAUGUGCUACUACAAACAAGAAGAAGUGAAAACUUUGUAUUGGAAUUAUACAAAUAAAAUUAUUUUUUAUAAAAAAA
This is a messenger RNA of Bactrocera neohumeralis, 1722 nucleotides long. It is a transcript of the gene MsrA, whose product is annotated as peptide methionine sulfoxide reductase. The coding region runs from base 435 to 1298 and encodes 287 amino acids. NCBI's taxonomy places the organism in Eukaryota, Metazoa, Arthropoda, Insecta, Diptera, Tephritidae. The transcript is spliced from 4 exons. Gene Ontology annotation, molecular function: peptide-methionine (S)-S-oxide reductase activity. The record is from RefSeq and is a predicted model, not a curated record.